AUGGGUUACACCAGGAGAGAGACGGAGAGGCAGGCCCCGGAACACCUGGCAAAGAGACGCCGAAAAGGAAACCAAGGAGAUGGGUUACACCAGGAGAGAGACGGAGAGGCAGGCCCCGGAACACCUGGCAAAGAGACGCCGAAAAGGAAACCAAGGAGAUGGGUUACACCAGGAGAGAGACGGAGAGGCAGGCCCCGGAACACCUGGCAAAGAGACGCCGAAAAGGAAACCAAGGAGAUGGGUUACACCAGGAGAGAGACGGAGAGGCAGGCCCCGGAACACCUGGCAAAGAGACGCCGAAAAGGAAACCAAGGAGAUGGGUUACACCAGGAGAGAGACGGAGAGGCAGGCCCCGGAACACCUGGCAAAGAGACGCCGAAAAGGAAACCAAGGAGAUGGGUUACACCAGGAGAGAGACGGAGAGGCAGGCCCCGGAACACCUGGCAAAGAGACGCCGAAAAGGAAACCAAGGAGAUGGGUUACACCAGGAGAGAGACGGAGAGGCAGGCCCCGGAACACCUGGCAAAGAGACGCCGAAAAGGAAACCAAGGAGAUGGGUUACACCAGGAGAGAGACGGAGAGGCAGGCCCCGGAACACCUGGCAAAGAGACGCCGAAAAGGAAACCAAGGAGAUGGGUUACACCAGGAGAGAGACGGAGAGGCAGGCCCCGGAACACCUGGCAAAGAGACGCCGAAAAGGAAACCAAGGAGAUGGGUUACACCAGGAGAGAGACGGAGAGGCAGGCCCCGGAACACCUGGCAAAGAGACGCCGAAAAGGAAACCAAGGAGAUGGGUUACACCAGGAGAGAGACGGAGAGGCAGGCCCCGGAACACCUGGCAAAGAGACGCCGAAAAGGAAACCAAGGAGAUGGGUUACACCAGGAGAGAGACGGAGAGGCAGGCCCCGGAACACCUGGCAAAGAGACGCCGAAAAGGAAACCAAGGAGAUGGGUUACACCAGGAGAGAGACGGAGAGGCAGGCCCCGGAACACCUGGCAAAGAGACGCCGAAAAGGAAACCAAGGAGAUGGGUUACACCAGGAGAGAGACGGAGAGGCAGGCCCCGGAACACCUGGCAAAGAGACGCCGAAAAGGAAACCAAGGAGAUGGGUUACACCAGGAGAGAGACGGAGAGGCAGGCCCCGGAACACCUGGCAAAGAGACGCCGAAAAGGAAACCAAGGAGAUGGGUUACACCAGGAGAGAGACGGAGAGGCAGGCCCCGGAACACCUGGCAAAGAGACGCGAAAAGGAAACCAAGGAGAUGGGUUACACCAGGAGAGAGAUGGAGAGGCAGGCCCCGGAACACCUGGCAAAGAGACGCCGAAAAGGAAACCAAGGAGAUGGGUUACACCAGGAGAGAGACGGAGAGGCAGGCCCCGGAACACCUGGCAAAGAGACGCCGAAAAGGAAACCAAGGAGAUGGGUUACACCAGGAGAGAGAUGGAGAGGCAGGCCCCGGAACACCUGGCAAAGAGACGCCGAAAAGGAAACCAAGGAGAUGGGUUACACCAGGAGAGAGACGGAGAAGAUGGCCACAAAGAGACAACAGUGA
This is a messenger RNA of Gigantopelta aegis, 1554 nucleotides long. RefSeq names its product zinc finger CCCH domain-containing protein 13-like. The record is from RefSeq and is a predicted model, not a curated record. Gene Ontology annotation, molecular function: DNA binding. Bases 1 to 1554 code for a protein of 517 amino acids. NCBI's taxonomy places the organism in Eukaryota, Metazoa, Mollusca, Gastropoda, Neomphalida, Peltospiridae. The transcript has a single exon.